AUGGUGCCGAAGGUGGCUCUCCAACCAAUUAAUCGUGUUAUGAUAACAGAGGACCUCGCCAGGGCCUCUCGUGGCUCCAUAAAGAAAAUCGUGUCCCACUUACCAACUCGCUCACCAAAAUACCGACGAGCGGCGCUCAUGGAAAAUGUGUUCUAUAGUCUGAGGCACAGGCGCUGUUUUGGCUGCUAUGCCAGUGGUCCUAGUUCCUCGCGUCGGUCAGUCAGUGAGUAUCCCCGCUGGUCGGAGUCAGCGCCGGCCAGCCGUGAAGCCUCUCGUCCACGUCACUAA
This is a messenger RNA of Danaus chrysippus (African queen), 288 nucleotides long. NCBI's taxonomy places the organism in Eukaryota, Metazoa, Arthropoda, Insecta, Lepidoptera, Nymphalidae. The record is from the annotation of a GenBank genome assembly.